Molecule: messenger RNA, 5204 nt
Organism: Staurois parvus
Lineage: Eukaryota; Metazoa; Chordata; Amphibia; Anura; Ranidae
Source: the annotation of a GenBank genome assembly
CAGCCCUUAGAUCCUCAACAAGAGGCCAAAGAAGAAUUAAAAAAUAUGAAAAAACAGCAUGCAUUGCUGACAAGGAUCCUUCAACAGCAGGAGCAGCUUAGGGCCUUAAAGGGAAGACAGGCAGCUCUUCUUGCCUUACAGCACAAGACCGAACAAGCAAUCGCUGUGAUGGAUGACUCUGUUGUUACAGAGACAACUGGAAGUGUGUCUGGACUGAGCCUAACAUCAGAGCUAAAUGAAGAACUGAAUGACCUGAUCCAGCGUUUUCAUAACCAACUGCAUGAUGUUCAGAGUCCUCCAGUACCAGAUAAUAGAAGACAAGCAGAGAGCCUUUCUCUUACAAGAGAGGUUUCUCGAAGUUUGAAUUCGUCCAUUUCUGAACCCGUUUUAGAGGACAGAACUCCACUAUUUAGUAAAGUUGGGGUACUGUUGGAAAAGAAACAGAAAAUGGACUCUAUUUUGGGAGAACUCCACACACUACAAGAUCACCAUUUAAAUAACACUGCAUGCUCCCCUCAAAGGGGUGUGGAUCAAAGGAGCACAAGUUCAGCUACUUCUGCUACACAGAUCUCUGACAAUAGGGCUGCAAACAGCCCUGCAGCAGUGGCUGCUUUUCCUUCUGCUAACUCUGUGAAUGAUAGUGAAGAUGAAGAAAAUCAAAAUCCAGCCGAAAAGCUAAAAAAACUGAAAGAAGUUCGGAAAAGGCUUAAUGAGCUCCGUGACCUUGUCCGCUAUUAUGAGCAAACAUCUGACAUGAUGACAGACGCUAUAAAUGAAAACACUAAAGAUGAGGAUGAGGAGGAAACUGAAGACUCCUGGAUUGAAUCUGACCAGGAAGUGAACCAACCAGUUAUAAACAUCAGGAAUCCACAACGUUUGAGUAGCUGGGCAGCAGUGAAUAGCAUUUCUAACUCGCAUUGUGGAAAUAAUAACAGGGAUGAAAGGCCACUUAAUACUGAAUGUGAAAUAAACAACAGGUCUUCGGUUAAUUUAAGAACCUUCAAUGUGUCCUCUGCAUUAGAAUGCCUGUACAAUAGGGAAUCUAGAGAUGAAGAACAACAUCUCAAUGUUGAUUUGGAUGAUGAUGAUGAUGAUAAUGAUGAUGAUGAUGAAGAAGAUGAAGAUGCAGAUGAUGACCAGGAGAGUGUGGUGUCUCUAUCAAGUCGGAGUAGUGUCACUGAAGAGGCCCAAACUGCUGAAUAUGAGGAAAAAUUCAACCGUCUUAUUGCAGCCAAACACAAACUUAAACAACUUCAGGAUCUUAUUGCAAUGUAUGAUGGUGAUACAGAGUCUGAGACAAUGGCAGCUGAGAGGUCUGCCAAUGGAAGUCAUUCCUUACCAGAGGAAUCAAACCCUAAACAACAACCAAAUAACACACGAGCCAAUGUGUCUAAAACACAAAAGGAUGUAGCUCUUAAAGAACAAGCAAGGGAGAAAUUUUAUGAAUCUAAGCUACAGCAGCAGCAGAAAGAGCUGAAACAGUUACAGGAAGAAAGGAAGAAGCUUAUUGAAAUUCAAGAAAAAAUUCAGACUUUAAGAAAGGCAUGCCCUGAUCUACAGUUGUCAUCAUCUAGUUUUAAAUUAGGCCCAACAGCCAGGAACAUACCAACUGCUUCUUCAACUCCAGAAGUUAAUGUAAGCAGUGCUGCAGCCAUUCCAAACAUGCCGGACCCUGAGGACUCUUCAUCAGUGGAUAAUGAGGUUUGGUCAGAGAUUCGCUGGAACCAAAUUUUAAGAGAAGAUUUGCGACAAAGAAGAAAGCAGCUGGAGUCUUUGAUGGCUGAACAUCAGCGGAGACAAGGACUCGCAGAAACCACAUCAGCUGGCUCUUUAAGAAGUGACGACUCUGAAACGCAAGGCCUUCAUCAUCAAAGCCGAACUGAAAAAACUAUGGCCACUUGGGGAGGGUCCACCCAGUGCGCACUCGAUGAGGAUGAUGAAGAUGAAUGACUGCAUUUCAGAUGUAAAUCAGGUGGAAGAUGAGGAAGAGGAAGAGCAGGAGGACACAUUCCAUGAAAAUGUCACGUAUGCUCACAGCAGUAUCAAUCAGAGUGCCUGCACUGGAAAGGACAGUAAACAGGGUUAUAAAGGCCAGCAUCCAUAUGCAGUUGAUGGUAAUUACAGGCCCUCUCCCAGAACAAGACAGCAGCAAAAUAUUAGCAUGCGGAGGCAAGAAAACCUAAGAUGGGUGUCUGAGCUUUCCCAGGUGGAGGAAAAACAACUUUGGCAGGAGCAAAUAGACCAGAUAAAGAGACAGCUUGAUUUCAGCACAAACAUGUGUCAGACUUUAAUGAGGGAUCAACAGUCUCUUUACUAUCUCCUACAAAACUUGUUUACAAAUCCAUACAACAUGAUGCCUAGUAACAUGGGAACGUCACAAAUCCACCUCAUCAUGCACCAGCUGAACCAGUGUUUUACUCAGCUUAACUGGCAGCAGAACAAUGUUAUCAGGCUUAAGCAGAUGCUAAGUGAUGUAAUGCACCAGCAGCAGGAGCCCAUGCAGCAGAACAGCCAGCAGAGGAAGCCUCAAGAAUGCAGCGCAGCACCACCUGCGUCUCCUAAUCUUUUUGAUCAGUUUUGGCUUCCUCCCACCACCCAUGAAUGUUUUCAGCAUGCCUCCCUUUGGAAGCUUCCCCAAUAUGGUUCCUGGUGUGAACUUUAAUCCAAUCUUUCAACCUGGAAUUGGGGACUUCACUCGGGCUUCUAACUCUCAUACUGAUGUGCCUCUUCAGUCUCAUGAUCCAAACACUUCAGGGAAGACAGAGUACAUGGCUUUCCCAAAGCCAUUUGAAAGUAAUUCAUCAACUGCAGGGGACAGACUGAGCACCACUCCUAAAAUAGCUGAGGGAGAGCGUAAUAGGGGUAUCCAAAAAGAAAUCCGAAGUAAGGAUGAAGAGAAGAAGCCAUCCAGUAUGGAUGCUCCGUGUUCAGCAUCAGGAUGCUCUUUCAAGCAUUCGGAAGCAGCGUGCAGAGUGAAGCAGUUUGACGAAGAAUCCAUGGACAGUUUAAGCAGCAUGCCUGAUCCAGUGGAUCCAACAACGGUUACUAAAACUUUCAAAUCUUUAAAAGCAUCAGCCCAAGCCAGCCUGGCUUCAAAAGACAAAACUCCAAAAAACAAAAAUAAGAAACGAAAGAUUGCUCAUCAGAAAAACAGAGGAUUAAAGAAUCUAGAACUCCAAAGUGCCAGUGCCUCCAACAUAAUUGAACCCAAGGAGAGUAGCAGCAAGCAUGCCCAGACUGAGGAAACUGGUGCAGGUAAACCCAUUACUUCUGAGCACUUGCAAAGACUAAGAAAGGACAGUAAAGCUGCAGACAUUUCUUCAGAAGCUGGAAGCGACUUCUCUAUGUUUGAAGCAUUACGUGACACUAUUUACUCAGAAGUAGCUACUCUCAUCUCGCAGAAUGAAUGCCGUCCACAUUUUCUUAUUGAGCUCUUCCAUGAGCUGCAGCUUCUGAACUCUGAUUACAUGAGACAAAAGGCACUUUUCGCUUUACAGGAUAUUGUAACCAGGCGUGUGACUGAAAAUACAGAGCGGAAACAUGACUGUUCCAAGCCUCUGGAUUCUGUGGGGUGGAUGGCAUCUAACUCUGAACUUACACCAAGUGAAAGUCUAGCUACAACAGAUGAUGAAAUGUAUGUGAAAAACUCUAACAGCCAAGCUUGCAAUGACAGUGAGAAAAAUGAUGCAGAUAACAUUAGCACCUUAUCAACUUCUUCCAUUUUUGAGCCUUUUGCAACAGACGACCUAGGUAACACUGUGAUUCAUUUAGAUCAAGCACUGGCCAGGAUGAGGGAGUACGAGCGCAUGAAAAUUGAGGCUGAAAAUAGUUUAGAUGCUGAAUGCUGCAGUAAGCUUAACAAUGCUGCCUCUAAUGUAGAAGGCUCCAAUGAUGAAGAAGAGCACAGUAAACAGUGCAGUGACGAUGGGUCUGCAGUCCCCUGUCCACGUAUUGAUACUCAGCAGCUGGAUCGGCAGAUCAAGGCAAUUAUGAAGGAAGUCAUCCCAUUCUUAAAGGAACAUAUGGAGGAGGUCUGUUCUUCUCAUCUUCUGACCUCCAUCAGGAGAAUGGUCCUCGCUCUGACUCAGCAAAACGAUGAAAGCAAAGAAUUUGUGAAGUUCUUUCACAAGCAGCUGGGCAGCAUUCUGCAGGAUUCUCUAGAAAAGUUUAGCAACAAAAAGUUGAAGGACUGUGGAGAAGAUCUUCUUGUUGAAAUAUCUGAAGUCUUGUUCAACGAGUUGGCUUUCUUCAGGCUGAUGCAAGACCUGGACAAUAACAGCAGCUCGGUGCAAAGUAGAGGGCAGCAUAAGUCAAACACUGAGGUUUUGCAGUCUUUCAACAAGAAGGCACGGGUAAUGUUGGAUGGAGUAGAAAGCUCUGAUGCACGAGAGAGUGAUGAUGAAGACAAGGACAAGGAUGAAACAGAGGUCCUAUCAAAGUCGCAAAACAAACAUAUUGAUGUUUCUGAAGCUCAUAGUGGGAGAUCUGACAUUUCAGAGGAAGAAGAUGGAAAUGAGAACAUUCCUGUGUCCAUCAGUCUAUCCAAAGCAGAAACACAGGCGUUGACUAACUAUGGAAGUGGGGAAGAUGAGAAUGAGGAGGAAGAGAAUUAUGAGUUUGAAGCUCGCCCGGUGGAUGUACAGACAUCCCUGGAAGCCAAUGCUGAAACCACUGAUGAAAAUGAAAAGGAACAGAUUUUGACAAAUCCUAUCAUGGAAACAGAAAUAGAGAGUGAAUACACAGCAGAACUAUGCAUACAGGAAGCAGAAGAGGUACAAAAUGUAGCGGAGGAACAGAAUCAACCUAAUAUCUCAGCUGAAAUUGUAUCGGCUUCAUUGAAUUUAAACAAAGAUGGUGAUCUGUUGUCAUCAGUGGACGUGGAUACCAAGUCAAGUCUGGAAUCAACUGAGAGCUCUGGACCUGGCAGUCCUGCCACUGACUCCCCUGUGCUAGUUAAUGAAUAUGAAACUGGCUCUGGAAAUUUGAGUCAGAAGUCUGAUGAAGAUGACUUUGUGAAACUUGAGGAUCUGCCUCUUAAACUUGCUUUACCCAAGGCAGAACUGAUAGCUGAGAUGGAAAAAGAGCAACUAAACAACAAUAUCUGUGAUGAAAUUUUAAAUGGACAAGGACCUGGUGCUGAUUUGCUGGCGGGAGAUGCUUUAUCACUGAAAGAGCCAGAAAGUAAUGGAGCUCAUUCUGGAUGA